Molecule: messenger RNA, 384 nt
Organism: Prorocentrum cordatum
Lineage: Eukaryota; Dinophyceae; Prorocentrales; Prorocentraceae
Source: the annotation of a GenBank genome assembly
GGCGCCGUGGGCGCCAUCGUGGCCGUUCGGGCUCACCGUCAGACUGGGGGCUACAACGUGACUCCGCUCAGCGACGCGGACAGGAGGCGGCACGAGCAGGCGUGGAAGGAGUACCGGCACAAGGUGAAGCUGAACAGACUCAUCGCCAAGUACGACACCAACAACAGCAAGAAGUUGGAGAAAGACCAGUUGGUUCGGCUGUUGACGGAGAUCGACAGCUCCACGCCGCCGGGCACCGCCCCGUCGGAGGAGGAGGUCAACUUCGUGCUGAAGGCCGCGGACAAGGCGCACGACGGGUGCAUCUCGGCGGACGAGGUGGAGGACGCCAUGUGCGUCUGGAUGACCUACGUGGACGAAGCGCCAGGAGUGGGACGAGAAGCUUAA